UUAUUCAGAAGGCGAGGGAGUUGUGACCGGCCUUUGUGGGAAGUGUCGAAAUAUUAGAUUGAUCUCCGUCUGUCUGCCAGUAUAUUUAACCGGCGUUUGCCUGUAAUCUGAGCAGUACGGCUUCACUGUACAGAAUCUGCAGCUGGUUUAUCUUCUGUCUCAGGGGCAGCCAUGGUUUCCUACAUAGUGGCUGCUGCAAUACUGGUUGCUAUUUAUGUUGUUACUUACUACAAUUUCCUGAAAGGGAUUCCAUGUAGGAGCGACACUUCGCUGCGAGGGAAGACGGUAAUAGUCACAGGUGCAAACACGGGGAUCGGCAAGGAGACAGCGUUGGACAUGGCCCGGAGGGGAGCCCGAGUGAUCCUGGCCUGUAGGAACAAGGAGCGUGCUGAAGCAGCCGUCUUCGACAUCAGAAGGAAGAGCGGCAACAACCAAGUGAUCUUUAUGCAUCUGGAUCUUGCAAGUCUUAAAUCAGUGAGGGCUUUUGCAGAGACUUUCCUAAAGUCAGAGCCCCAGCUGCAUGUGCUCAUCAAUAAUGCAGGUGUUGGUUCAGGUAACAAGACAGUUGAUGGAUACAACACAGUUUUGGGAGUAAACCACUUGGGUCACUUCCUACUCACUCAUCUUCUUUUGGAUCGACUGAAGCAGUGUGCACCCAGCCGGAUUGUUACUGUCGCUUCUAUGAUGUACCGUUUUGGCAAAAUCGACUUCAGUAACCUGAACCCUCCUGGUAAAAGCUUCAUUCAGCAGAUGCGGAACUACAGCUGCAGCAAACUGUGCAAUAUACUUUUUGUCAGAGAACUUGCCAAUUGUCUGGAGGGAACUAAAGUUACCUGCUACUCUGUUCAUCCAGGUGUGGUGAACACUGAAGCAUUCCGUUACAUGAAAUUCUGGCAGAAAAUGCUUUUUUUUCCUUUUGUUGCCCUUUUCUUUCGAACGCCAACUGAUGGAGCUCAGAUGUCCAUUUACUGUGCUGUGCAAGAAGGUAUUGAGAAGUUCAGCGGCAGGUACUUCACAAACUGCAAGGUUCAGGAAGUCCUCCCUCACGCACGUGAUGAUGCAGUGGCCAGAAAGCUCUGGGAAGUCAGUGAAAGGAUGGUUGGACUCCGCAGCUAUUAACCGGUGAAGAAAGUUGUCUUCAAAAUAACAGCUUAUCUGUAAAGGGCUCUGACUGUUUUCACUAACUUAAAUGUGAGAAACCAUUUGUGCACAUAUACAGUGCAGAAGCUUUUUUCCCCCACUUCCUAUGGAAUCUUCCAAAUUUCUGUCACAAACUAAAAAGACCAGUUCAAAGGGAAAAUAACUCUCAACUCUAACUUCUGUUUAAAAGAAACUCUUAUCGACCUCCCCUUCUCUUUUAGAUUAAAACGUACAAUUUGCAACAAAAGGCAUUCCAACAAACCAAAUAGUAAAUAUAUUUUUGAUUAACUGUUCAGUAAGGUAAUUCCAAAACCUAUUAAAAAUGAAUCCAGUUCCUUCAAUUCUUAAUUCAAUAUAGGAAGUUAGUGUUAUUUUGCUUUCUAUUCCGCUUCUCACUAGUGUUUUACAGAUGGAGAUCAAUAAAAUUAUUGCAACAAAUAUAUGGAUGAAAUGUAUUUUCUGUUACUGCUGAGGAUCCAUCUACAUCAAAAGUUGUCGUUUUAAGAAAUUACUUGUUCCAGAAAAUAUGAUGUUUAAAAAAAUCUAGACCGUUUAUUUCUUUUUUUUUGAAUGUACUGCAGUGAUUCAGCAGGAAACAGUGGUUUUCAGUACCUUAUUGUGACCAUUGUUCUCUGUAAGCAUCUUAAUCAUCACCAGCUGAGAGCUGUUCAGUCCGCACUCUCUAACACAAUCAUACAGCAAGGCCACCAUAAAGUAAUUUUAAAAAUUAUCAUCGCUAUUGUUUAAUCUCUUUGGUCUCUCCUAUCCAGACACAUUGUGGCCAAAGUAAUCUUGGAACAUAUAAGAUUUCCCUCAUACAUUUUCUUUUUUAUAGUCUUUCCUUUUCUUUCUGUAUAUUUUGACUUCAAGGUCCUUGCUUUUUCAUUGAAAUGUAUUUACUUCAUUUUGACUGCUUCGUAGCUACACAGUAAUAUCGUUGUUCCUGCAGCUGGAUACUAUUAUGCAACAAAUUCAAAGUUGAAAUUUCUUACAGUGCCAUUGGCUGGCCAGUAUCCAGUACUGCAGUCAUCUAAGGAAAAUUAUGUUUGGAGCAUAUGGCACAGUGGUAGAGUCCCUACGUCUGACCCAGGAGGCCCAGUUUCAAGUCUCAUCUGCUGAAUUUCUAAACAGGUUGAUCUUCAGACUGAUGUACAAUGGUGUUAGUUUGGGUCUGCUUCAAAAGGUGUGACAAAACAGGUUGAUUAAAACUCUGAAGCGAAUUAUCAGGGAUGUUUGUUUUCUGAUAACUUUUACUGGUCAAAUCAAAGAAAAUGAAAUAAAGUUUAAUAUGCUAAUUUUUUAAAAAACAGGAUCAUGGGCAUGUACAACCCACAUAUUUUCCUUCAUACUCUAGUAUUUCAGUACAGUUGUUGUAUGUACAUUUUAUACUACGAUAUAGCUGUCUAAUGUAAUUGAUUA
This is a messenger RNA of Hemiscyllium ocellatum (epaulette shark), 2559 nucleotides long. Its product is annotated as dehydrogenase/reductase SDR family member 13-like. The transcript is spliced from 5 exons. Lineage: Eukaryota; Metazoa; Chordata; Chondrichthyes; Orectolobiformes; Hemiscylliidae. Bases 172 to 1119 code for a protein of 315 amino acids. The record is from RefSeq and is a predicted model, not a curated record.